GAAACCGCCCCGUGUCCCAUUUCCUCCUCUUGUUUUCGCUCCGGAUUCUCCAUGUUGGACCCAAACUGAGGAGCCCGGAGCUGCCGCCGGGGGAUCGGGGCCGGGGGCAACCGGGGGAGCCGUUGCCCGGGCCUCCCGCUCUCCGUACGGGCCGCCUCCCUUCCCGGCCCAGGGGAGGAACAAGAGCAGGGAUGUGAACAGCAGUGGGAGUCGGAGUCUCGGGAGCCGGAGCCUGAGCCGGAGCGGGCCCCCGCCCAGGCCCCCCAGCCCAGCCCAGCCCAGCCUGUGCGCCCGCGCGUCCUCCCGCCCAGCCAGCCCGGGCCCGCGGGAUUGUUAGAUGGAACACGGCUCCAUCAUCACCCAGGCGCGGAGGGAAGACGCCCUGGUGCUCACCAAGCAAGGCCUGGUCUCCAAGUCCUCUCCUAAGAAGCCUCGUGGACGUAACAUCUUCAAGGCCCUUUUCUGCUGUUUUCGCGCCCAGCAUGUUGGCCAGUCAAGCUCCUCCACUGAGCUCUCCGCAUACAAGGAGGAAGCCAACACCAUUGCUAAGUCGGAUCUGCUCCAGUGUCUCCAGUACCAGUUUUAUCAGAUUCCAGGGACCUGUCUGCUCCCGGAGGUGACAGAGGAAGAUCAAGGAAGAAUCUGCGUGGUCAUUGACUUGGAUGAAACCCUUGUGCAUAGCUCCUUUAAGCCAAUCAACAACGCUGACUUCAUAGUGCCUGUAGAGAUCGAAGGGACCACUCACCAGGUGUACGUGCUCAAGAGGCCUUACGUGGAUGAGUUCCUGAGACGAAUGGGGGAACUCUUUGAAUGUGUUCUCUUCACUGCCAGCCUAGCCAAGUAUGCUGACCCUGUGACGGAUCUGCUGGACAGGUGUGGGGUAUUCCGGGCCCGCCUGUUCCGUGAGUCCUGUGUGUUUCACCAGGGCUGCUAUGUCAAGGACCUCAGCCGCCUGGGAAGGGACCUGAGGAAAACCCUCAUUCUGGACAACUCGCCUGCUUCUUACAUCUUCCACCCAGAGAAUGCAGUGCCUGUGCAGUCUUGGUUUGAUGACAUGGCAGACACGGAGUUGCUGAACCUGAUCCCAAUCUUUGAGGAGCUGAGCGCAGCGGAGGAUGUCUACACCAGCCUUGGGCAGCUGCGGGCCCCUUAGCCUUCCCUGCUGCCGAGCAAUGGCCAUCCCAGUAGGGGACUUUCCUACACUGUGCCUUUAUGAUCAGCCUGACAGAGCGGAAUCUGGAGCAUCUCACCAAAUGAGACCUGGCAAUAGAAGUGAUUGGAAAGAACUUUAGGACGGGUUAGAUGCUGAGUGGGCAGAUAUCAGACCAGCGAUACCCAGAGCUGCCUGCUCCCUGAGUUGGGUUCCCGAGAUGUGAGUAAGUGUGUGUAUUUGUGUGUGUGUGUGUGUGUGUAUGUGUGUGUAUGAGUGUGUCUUGCCUUGAACUGUGGCCCCGGGAUAUAAGUGUUUCAGGUUGGGGGAGAAAGUGAAUGAUCAAGACUCUCCCCAAGUUAGUUUGUCUCCUCUCCUGUCACCCUGAGAGCCACCGAGCUCUAUAGGGAUGAAGACCAUUGAAGGCUCCGUUGCCAAACCUAUGGCCUUUCCUCAGCGUUGUAAGGCUUAUGCCACGGAGAAAGGUAGGGUCAGAGGCUGCCUUCGGGUGCCCCAGGCACACAUCUUCCCGAAGCCUUUCUCUAGCCGACUGCUGCAGACAGAAAGACGACAUUUCUGGGAAGAUGAAAGCUUGUAUCCAGAACUGGUAGCCCCAGUGGCCAUCAGGUCCUGUGGCCCAAGGGCUGCACUAGCCUCUGGCCGAGUGCCUGGCUCGGGCCCUUUCUGUGUCUCCCCAAGGCUUGGGUGCCGGGCCUGCCUUCCUCACCACCUAGCCAUAGUCUUGAACCUGUGGGGAAGGAGGUCUUCUCCCUGCCCUGGAAGAGGACAGAUAACUGAUUUCCGUUCUUUUGACUCUGUUUUAAAAUUUUCUUUGGAAA
This is a messenger RNA of Eubalaena glacialis (North Atlantic right whale), 1989 nucleotides long. RefSeq names its product CTD small phosphatase 2 (gene CTDSP2). The transcript is spliced from 8 exons. Bases 338 to 1153 code for a protein of 271 amino acids. NCBI's taxonomy places the organism in Eukaryota, Metazoa, Chordata, Mammalia, Artiodactyla, Balaenidae. The record is from RefSeq and is a predicted model, not a curated record. Gene Ontology annotation, molecular function: RNA polymerase II CTD heptapeptide repeat phosphatase activity.